AUGAAUGAAUUUAGCUAUAAUUAUAUCAAUACAAAACAACCAUCAUAUGAGUUUAGUUAUAAUCUUCAGGGGAACUUCUCCCUUCCAUUCCGAUCACCCCUCCAACCUCUUAUCACCCACCACCCUCGCAAAUUAUCCUUCGCGGCGGUUUCAUCGUCCUCCGGGUAUGCUAUCUCCGACCAAGAACUGGAAUCGCGGGGUUUCAUCUUCUGCCGCACAAUCAACGACCUGAACCUCGACCACUUAAACUCUGUUUUCGUCGUCGUUGGUUUCCCAAAACGUGACACCAACAAGAUAAAAGUGGCGCUGGAGCAUACAGAUUCGUUGUUGUGGGUGGAGUAUGAGAAGAUGAAGAGACCGGUGAUGUUUGUUAGGGCCACCGACGACGACAUAUUCAAUGCUAUUAUUUGGGAUAUGGUGGUGGAUCCGAAUUUUUAG
Lactuca saligna is the source of this 438-nucleotide messenger RNA. The record is from the annotation of a GenBank genome assembly. Lineage: Eukaryota; Viridiplantae; Streptophyta; Magnoliopsida; Asterales; Asteraceae.